AUGGCAAAUGCUUUGCAUGGAAAUGAAGCGGAUAAUUUAGCAAUAUCUAUUCAUGGAAGUCACAUCAUCAUACCGGGUUACUAUACAAUGUCAUUGCCUACUCGAGCUUUGCCAUCCAUCAACUAUAUAUUGGAGACUAUUAAUUCUCUUCGUGAUGCGCAAACUGCGUACAACCGUGAUUCUAUCCAUCCUCCACAGACUACGACAUCCGUCCUUGCGGCCAUUGUCCAUCAAGGUCAAGCAGCACGCAUCUUCGAUCCCCGUACUUACAACACUCCGAUCGACCAGGAUCUGACAUUUGACUAUGUCGUAGUUGGAGGUGGCACUGCUAGCCUGGCUUUGGCAGCGAGGCUGGUCGAAGGGUUCUCCCACAGUGUCGCGGUGAUUGAAGCGGGCGGCUUUUACGAGCAAGACAAUGGCAAUUUGAGCGUGGUCCCGGCAUAUUGUCCCUUCUUCGCCGGCACUGAUCCUGAUGACUUCAAUCCACUCGUGGAUUGGGGUUUCGUCACAGAACCUCAGAAGGGCGCCGAGGAUAGACGCAUCCAUUACCCGCGAGGAAAAACACUUGGAGGCUCGUCAGCUAGGAAUUUCAUGUAUCAUCAUAGACCUACCGUUGGCGCUCUCAACAAAUGGGCAGAGGAGGUGGGAGAUGAGAGUUACGCUUUUGACAAUCUUUUCCCAUUCUUUCAGAAGAGUGUACAUUAUACACCUGGAACGGUGCCCUUCACUAACAGCACUAAUACCCAAGAUCCUAAUGCAUGGAGCCCUGCCGGAGGGCCAGUCCAAGUAUCUCACGGCAAAUAUGUCGAACCCUUUGGCACUUGGGUGCAGCCGGCCAUGGAAAGGCUUGGGAUGAAAGCUAUCGAUGGCUUCCAAUCCGGGCGCUUGAUUGGGUCUUCAUACGGUACCUUCACGGUAGACCCUCAAUCAGCACAUCGUUCGUCGUCCGAGACAAGCUAUCUGGCAUCUGUACGCGAUAAGAAGAACUUGAAAGUCUAUCACAAUACCCUUGCCGAGAAGGUUCUCCUUGACAAAACACAGACUGCCACUGGCGUACUUGUGUCGGCAAAGAACAACACUUUCACUCUCAACGCUAAAAAAGAAGUCAUCCUCUCGGCUGGGGCCUUUCAAUCACCCCAACUCCUGAUGCUUUCAGGCAUCGGUCCACGCGAACAACUCGAAAGUCUCAAUAUUCCCGUAUCAAUCGAUCUCCCGGGCGUGGGACAGAACCUUGCGGACCACCCCUUGUUUGGAUCGGAGUUCCGCGUUAACGUCCCCACUAUCUCUGCCUCUCUUAAUAGCCCUGCGCUUAUGGUCGCCGCCCAAGAAGCCUACAACAAUCAUGCCGCUGGCCCACUCACAAUCCCAACCACCGGCUUCAUCGGCUGGGAAAAGAUUCCCUCCCACCUACGUCAAUCGAUGACGGCAGAAAGCCGCAAGGCACUGGACGAGGCCUUCCCUGCAGAUUGGCCAGAACUAGAAUUCCUGCCCGCCAACGCUGCACUUGGUCUUCAACGCAACUACAUGACGGAGGAUCCUGUCGAUGGACACAACUACGCUUGGCUUGGCACCAGCAUGGUUGCGCCCCUCAGCCGAGGAAGCGUCUCAUUGAACUCCUCUCACGCGUCUGACUUACCGAAGAUCGAUCCCAAUUUCUUCGGACAUAAGGCAGACCAGGAAGUCGCGAUCGCGGCGAUCCGACGGCAGCGCGAGAUCUGGCAGGCGAUGCCGGGGGUCACGGUGGGAGAAGAAUAUUUACUUGGUCCAAAGACACAAAGCGAUGAGGAGAUCCUAGCCUUUGUCAAGAAGGCUGUGGCACCGACAUGGCACGCUAGUGGGACUUGCAAAAUGGGCAAGAAGGAAGAUAAGGAGGCGGUCGUGGACAGCGGGGCGAAGGUAUUCGGUACGCGUGGCUUGAGAGUUGUGGAUGCGAGCGCCUUUCCGUUCUUGUUGCCAGGGCACCCGCAGAGCGCAGUCUACGCGUUGGCAGAGAAGAUUGCAGCGGAUAUCCUAAGAGGGGAAGUCAUUGAAGGAAGCUGA
Molecule: messenger RNA, 2040 nt
Organism: Bacidia gigantensis
Lineage: Eukaryota; Fungi; Ascomycota; Lecanoromycetes; Lecanorales; Ramalinaceae
Exons: 4
Coding region: 1-2040 (679 amino acids)
Biological process (GO): secondary metabolite biosynthetic process
Molecular function (GO): oxidoreductase activity, acting on CH-OH group of donors; flavin adenine dinucleotide binding
Source: RefSeq, a predicted model, not a curated record